Molecule: messenger RNA, 1695 nt
Organism: Ornithodoros turicata
Lineage: Eukaryota; Metazoa; Arthropoda; Arachnida; Ixodida; Argasidae
Exons: 1
Coding region: 1-1695 (564 amino acids)
Molecular function (GO): zinc ion binding; nucleic acid binding
Source: RefSeq, a predicted model, not a curated record
AUGCAGACACGACUACUCGAAGUGCCAGAUCUUACCCUAGCCAUUGCAAAGAAGACUGUUGUCGCAAUUGAAACUGCACGAAACGAUUCCAGAACGCUGUCCACACAAUCCGAGGGCACAGCUGCGAAUUUUGUGAAGAAUAAGUCGACAGGAAUAACGUGUUACCGCUGCGGUGAGAAGCAUUUGGCGACACAGUGCCGACAUCGUAACACAGUUUGUCAUAGCUGCGGGGAAAAAGGUCACCUGGCGAAAGUUUGCCAAGGAAAAGCAAACAAGAAGAAAGAACAGGGCGAAGACAAGAAAAAGUCUGACAAAAAGAAACCAGUACAUGCCGUUGAAGAUCCAUCUGAAGACGAAGAAGCUACUUCUGUGUCUCAAGUGUUCGAUCUCUGGAAUGCGUCGGAUCGAAGCGAUCCGUUUCGCGCGCACGUCGUCCUGGAUGGUGUUCCGUUGGAAAUGGAACUCGAUACAGGUGCUGGAGUAUCUAUCAUUGGCGAAAAUGUUCUGCGCAAGGUUCUUCCCCAUGCAAAGCUUGAGACUUCCAACGUACUGUUGCGAAGCUAUUCUGGUGAGCUAACUCGUGUGAGAGGAUGCGUGAACGUUCAAGUGAAGUUCCGUGACAAGCAGGAGUGCUUACCACUCUACGUGGCGCCGGGUUUUUGCCCAAAUCUUUUCGGCCGCACUUGGAUGAAAGCUUUUGGCAUGGCUCUGACAGCAGAGGACACACACGUCUGCGUGGUCUCAACUGUUGAGGACGUUAUUGCUAAGCAUCAAGACGUUUUUUCAGAUACUUUGGGUACCCUGAAGGAUGUCACAGCGAAACUACAAAUUCAGGACGGCGCACGCCCAAGAUUCUUUAAAGCGCGUGCAGUACCGUUUGCUCUUCAAGACCGAGUCGCCGAGGAGCUACAACGUAUGCAGCGUGAAGGCAUUAUCGAACCAGUAAAGACGUGUGAAUGGGCCGCGCCCAUUGUUCCUGUCGUCAAACGCGAUGGACGUGUAAGAAUUUGCGGUGACUUCAAGAUUACAGUAAAUCCGGUUGCCGUACCUGAGAAGUAUCCGAUUCCAAGGGUUGAGGAACUGUUCGCUAAGCUGUCAGGAGGAAAGAAAUUCAGUAAGCUUGACCUCAAGGAUGCUUACCAACAAAUACUGCUGGACGAAGAGUCCAAGAACCUGGUGACCAUCAACACUCAGAAAGGGUUGUAUCGGUACGUAAGGCUACCGUUCGGUGUUUCUACGGCACCAGCGUUAUUUCAACGAAUAAUGGAAAACCUGCUGCAAGAUCUGCGUGGCGUCGUGGUUUACUUCGACGAUAUCCUUGUCACUGGAAAGGAUGACGACGAUCACAAGAAUAAUUUGGAUAUUGUACUGCGAAGGCUUGAAGAAGCUGGACUACGAUUGAAACUUGAAAAGUGCAUUUUUAUGGCCCCUAGGGUGCACUAUUUAGGUCACGUAAUCACGGAGGCGGGGUUACAUCCUGAUCCAAAGAAGGUGGAAGCUGUGACGAAGGCGCCAGCGCCAACGAAUGUGAAAGCGUUGCAGAGCUACCUGGGGCUAGUGAACUAUUACAGGAAGUUCUUGCCUGAUUUGUCGACAGUACUACAUCCUCUAAACAAGUUACUGGGAGCAAAUGCGCCAUGGACUUGGGGCACCGAGCAGCAGCUCGCUUUCCAAAAAAAAGUAAGGACCUCCUAA